This is a messenger RNA of Vitis riparia (riverbank grape), 1264 nucleotides long. RefSeq names its product dnaJ homolog subfamily B member 13-like. Gene Ontology annotation, molecular function: protein-folding chaperone binding. The transcript is spliced from 2 exons. Gene Ontology annotation, cellular component: cytosol. Lineage: Eukaryota; Viridiplantae; Streptophyta; Magnoliopsida; Vitales; Vitaceae. Bases 125 to 946 code for a protein of 273 amino acids. The record is from RefSeq and is a predicted model, not a curated record.
GGUGCGCUCCACGGAGUAUUAUACCAGGGGUGUGGGUUGGGUUGACUCAUGAGUUAAGACUUAAGACUUAAGAGUGAGAUAGAAUCAAUUGGGAGUUCAUAGAAUUGAGUUGCAGAGGGGAGCGAUGGCCGUAGAUUACUACACGCUACUGAGAGUGAAUCGGAACGCGAGUGCGGAAGAGUUGAAGAAGGCGUACAAAAGAUUGGCCAUCAAAUGGCAUCCAGACAAGAACCCUAAUCAUAACAGGGUUGAAGCUGAAGCCAAGUUCAAGCAGAUCUCCGAAGCCUAUGAUGUUCUCAGUGAUUCCCGGAAGCGUCAGAUCUACGAUCUCUAUGGCUAUCAAUAUGCCUCGUUCAAUCACCGGGACGCUCGGGAUGUUUUCGCCGAGUUGUUUGGUAGUGGUGGCAAGGCCAUGGAGAAGAGGCUGGAUUGUAGUUUGGAGGAGCUAUAUCAGGGUUCCAAAAGGGAAAUCAAGAUUUCCCGGACUGUCAUUCGUGAAUCUGGGAAGGCCAGGAUUGUUGAGGAAACCCUGCUAAUAACCAUUGGACCAGGAUGGAAGAAGGGCACAAAAAUCACUUUCCCAAUGAAAGGGAACCAAGAACCUGGCAUGACCCCAUCUGAUCUCAUCUUUGUGGUACAUGAGAAGCCCCAUGCGCUGUAUGAGCGGGAAGGGAAUGAUCUGGUGGUCAAACAGAGUAUAUCAUUACUGGAUGCUCUCACAGGGAAGACUCUCAUUCUGACAACCUUAGAUGGAAGGAAUCUCACAAUCCCAGUGACAGACAUUGUCCGCCCUGGCUAUGUUAUGGUGAUUCCAGAUGAAGGGAUGCCCAUGUCCAAAGAACCCACGAAGAAAGGAAACCUCAAAAUCAAGUUUGAUGUCAAGUUUCCACCAAGGCUUACUGCACAACAGAAAUAUGAAGUGAAGAGGGUGCUGGUUGGGGGCUGAUCACUAAUUUAGAUUAUAAGUUAGGCUUGAUAAACUAUGGAUUAACACUUGAUGACAGAGAUGUUAAUUGAAUGUAGAUAUCAUACCCUUUUAUAUAUAUAUAUAUAUAUAUAUAUAGAGGAAAAUUGUGCAUAAGAAAAAGCUUUGAAAGUAAUUAUAUGUUUCGUCCUGGGUAUUAGUUGUGGUUUCUAGUUUGAUACAAGCAAGCUAUUAGUAGUUGGAAAUAGGCUUGUUUGCCUUCAAUCUGUAAAUUCUGUAAUUUUGUACUAGUGAGCGAAUAAUACUAUGUUAAAGAAUAAAUCUUUUAGGUCAUGUUCA